AUGUUGUCCUGUCGCAUGCCAAUGGUAGUCUCUCCGCGUGAAAGCAAAUGGAAGGGCGAGGAAUUUCUAGCGAGCGGGGGACUGCAGGGUGCCUCGCGAAAAGGCUCACAUUCGGCAGCUCUCUGGCAGUUGUGGGCAGAGACAACGGCGAAAGCCAAAGCAUUGGGCACACACGAGCCGGACGCAGACUUCCCGCAGCCGAAGGAUUUGCUCCGCCAGAAUAAUGCAUUGGGCCGCCGUCGAGCUGGCCACCGCUCAUUCGUGAUGAGCCAGGCUGAGCGUCGGAACUGGACGGUGGAUGCAUCAAAACAAGUGGGCACACCAGACAGUGCGUCAAGUGUUACACAAGGACCAUUGGCGAAGAUGCAGUACGAGGACGGUGCAGGAUUACAGAUGGUUGGACAGCGAUGCGAGGCACGACCAGAUCGCGAUUGCAGCUGCGGAUAUUCCAUGCACUGCGAGCGAACGGCGCCAGGCGUGGAAGGCGCCAAACGUCCGGUCAACUCCUACUCACUUGGAAGCUGCAACGAGCAACGAUGCGACCUCGACAAUCUUGGUUCUGUGCGACAACUACUGAAAAUCGGUGAGCUGGCGUUACGACAAUCGCGCAUCGCAUCCCGGCCACAACCCUUCCAGCCAGCAUUCCUUUGUCGAUCAUGGAUAUUCAAACCUGGCUUCAGAAGACUGCCGACAGGGAACCACCCGACGGACAUGAUGAACACCAUCACGCCGAUCCAGAACCAGUCACCAGUCACCACACCACCCGAUACGCACGGAGACCCCACCGGAAGCGGCUGCGUGCUUCAAGCGAAAGACCGAUUUCUGCCGCGCCGCGACAUUCCCGGCGCAAAGACGAUACACGAGCUUCGAGCUCAGAACGCAUACACCGCCGACCGAUCUCUAUCUCUUCGAAUUCGCGCACGCGAGAAGGACAACUCCCGCAAGAAUAAGCGUGAUGAGGAACCAAGAGCGAAACGGCGAAAGUCACGACGUGGCGCAGAUGGAGCGGCCACGGCGGGUCUGGUCCAGAGCUUCCAGCUGAGAAAUGGGUCCAAGCAUAGCCGAUUGACACUUAAGCCCGACGUGAGCGCUGGAAUCUUCAAGCAUGGCCGAUCCUCCGGACCUGUGGCACCAGGUGUGCCCGAUCUUGUAUUCAACGAGAUGCGAUUCCUGCAAAACCCGAAGGAGCACCAGAACGAGCUCCCGGCAGCAGAGCCACCCAAACAGCCCUUAAACAAAUCCAGAAAACAACUUCGAGAAGAGGAGGUUUCGUCAUUCUUUGCGAACAAACCACCCGCGGAGAAGUGCCUAGAACGUCCGCAUAGUCGAGAGGUUCGUAAGACCACGGCGGAGAAAAAUGCUCGUCGAUCGCAGACCGGCUGCACAAUGCUUGAAAAGCCUCCAAUUGAGCUACCCGACAACCUGUUCCUGGGCUUUGGCAGCAGAGGACCAUCGCACGACAUCUCGGCAGUGCCGAGAGGCUCCAAUAGCGAGUACACAUGGUCCGAAUCGCCUGCACGAGCCGAACGACCCAUCGUUCAACCGCGUCGCCCUUCGAGGCCACCUUCAUCUCGAACUCGGCAGACUAGCCACAUCUCCAACACUGCUGCAUCGAGACCAGGUCAAGCUGCAUCAGGUACCCAUCCAAGCCGGGACCGAGCGAGCGAGCGGUCACAGAGACCUGAUCGUCCAGUGCUAGCUGAAAUACAACCCCAACUCGUGAAUAAUCGAAGGCGACAUACGAACGUCGUGGUGUCAUCAGAAUCUUUGCCGAAGAUUCGCCCGAAACGUAGAGCUACAGCUACUCUCAGCGGUAAUGGUGAUGACACGAGAAGAAGCAGUUUUCACACUUCCGAUAUUUUGAAUCUGGCUGGACCGUGCCACACAGCAUACGCAGCACCUGCACCUCGAGUUCUGCAGAGCGAGUAUGGAGCAACGCAACCUGUCAGCUCGGGCCCGGACAGUGAGGCGUUACGCAAGGCCUUCGAUGCGGUCGUUGAGUCGCAUCGGCAAUCAAGACCGGAGAAUAUUGAUCAGAGAAGGCCGCAGGAACGACACGACAGCUAUGGCGAAGGACAACAUCCACGUGGCACCAUGUUCCAGACACAUGAGAUGAAUGAACAAGCAAGCCAGAGGCCAGGGGAUCCGACGCCACGAUGGGUGCUUCCACAAAGGGGCUUCGGUCGUGCGAGUGAGCACAGUCGCUCUCUUCAGGGUUCCGCCGUCGAUCUCAAUACUGCCAGAAGGACCAUCAGUCGACAGAGCUUAUCGCACGGCCUCUUGCAGCAAACUGCUCACGCGCAAGGGUACAUCGAUUACGACCAGGACGACGACAUGCUUGACUAUCCAUCUGCUGCAAUACCGGCAGCUACUGCUUUCGACAACUACGCGUACCGUAACAGUCGUCAAACUGAAGAUUUGGUCCAUCAGCUCACGUUCGACCAAGAUAAUUGGCCUUAUGCCCACGAGCCAUCUCAGACACAUUACCAAGAAGCUGAAGUUGAACCAUCCGCAGGAGGGCAGCUGUGGACCGAUCUGCCGGCGGACCUAGAGUUUGACGACGAUCAGGAACUGGAGCAAGAGGAGCAAGGAGACACAGUUUCUGGAGGCCGAACAGGCUGUACUGACAAGACCGAUGGGUGCCAGUCGGACAAACCGCAGAGUAUUGAACGAAUGGCUACGACCAUUCCCACCCACAACCCUCAACUUGCAUUCGUCUCAUCACAUACAGUCGUAGCAACCUACCGCAAGCCUGCGCCCUUCAUCCGAUAUCCCACUUCCUUCUCGACCCAACCUCGACAAGUCUUCCUUCCACGAAGCCCAAUGUUUGGUCGUAGCGACUUCCCCAACCUGCCACCCCGUGUUGCAGUCCUUAUCCUCAACCUUGGCUGCAGCUCGAAGCUUUUCGCCAGCAAUCUUCAACCAAGCAUGAAUCUCGCUGAGAAAGAUGUCAAGACCCGGACGCUUUGA
Molecule: messenger RNA, 2970 nt
Organism: Zymoseptoria tritici IPO323
Lineage: Eukaryota; Fungi; Ascomycota; Dothideomycetes; Mycosphaerellales; Mycosphaerellaceae
Exons: 8
Coding region: 1-2970 (989 amino acids)
Source: RefSeq, a predicted model, not a curated record